Prunus armeniaca (apricot) is the source of this 609-nucleotide messenger RNA. The record is from the annotation of a GenBank genome assembly. Lineage: Eukaryota; Viridiplantae; Streptophyta; Magnoliopsida; Rosales; Rosaceae.
AUGUUUGAACUAUGCCACCUAAGAAAAAAUGGAACACCUGUGAAUGAGACCGCUGCAAAAGCUAUGGAAGAUAUGAAUUCAAAGAUCAUUGAUAUUAGGGAUAAAAAGAUGCAAAACCAACUACAAGAUGAAGUAACAGCAGAGGAAAUCAAUAUUGUUUAUGCUGAAGUGCUUGGAAGAAAGAAGGGUAAUCGCGUGAGAGGAUAUGACAUAGGGGUGAGAACUGAGGAUAUGUUGGGUGUGUUGAGAGAAAAAAAAGGUUUGAGGCUGGAGUUUGAUGAUAUGCGUGAGUCUUACGAAGAAAGAAUAGUACAGGUAACGAAGGAUGCAAAUGAAAGGGAAGAGAGAAUUAAAAGGGAAAUGAGAGAGGAGGGGAGAGCCACAACGGAAAAGGUGAAACAUUUGGAGCAACUUUUAACGAAACAACAAGCCAUCAUGGAAAAGGUAGGACUUGGUUCUAAUAGAUUGGAAGAAAUUAUGACUGCAACCUUACAUUCACCUUACAUGCCAAGCCAAACAUUAAUUGAUCAAGAUGGUUAUAGACUAAUAUUAAGGGGGAUAGAAGAGGAGGAGCAUGCAAGGAAUGUAGGCCCUGUGUUCAAAGUUUGA